Molecule: messenger RNA, 2018 nt
Organism: Rubroshorea leprosula
Lineage: Eukaryota; Viridiplantae; Streptophyta; Magnoliopsida; Malvales; Dipterocarpaceae
Source: the annotation of a GenBank genome assembly
CGGUUGUCAUUAUACAGAAGUUAAUUAAAGAGAGGAAGACCUUAAUCCCAAUACUAACUAUAUUUAGUUUUGUAGGCUUUGUCAUGAAAUUCUUAAUUAUGAUGAUUCUUAAAAAUCCUUGAAAAUUCUUAGAUAACAUACUGAUUAUGAAGAUUCAAAUCAAAUAGAAACAAAACACUAUUUGUUAUGCAUGACCUUAUAAAUGAUCUAGCUCAAUCUGUUGCUGGAGAAAUAUGCCUUCAUUUUGAGGAUACCUUUGAAGACAAGCCGCAUGCAUUUAUUGCAAAGCUUCGUCAUUUGUCAUUCACUCGCCACCAGUAUGAGAUUUCCAAAAGAUUUGAAGCAUUAGAUCCUGUUCAAUGUUUACGGACUUUCAUAGCUUUACCAAUGGAUGCAUCAUCUCGGGCAACAAUCCAUUACAUAAGUAACGAUGUGUUACAGGAUUUACCGGCAAAAUUCAGAUGCUUAAGGGUGCUACGUUUGAGUGGAUACUGCAUAGACGAAAUUCCAUAUUCUAUUGGUGAUCUGACGCAUUUGAGGUACCUCAAUUUGUCUCAGAGUACAAUUAAACAGUUACCAGAAUCUUUGGGCAACCUAUUCAACUUACAAACACUUUUAUUGCGAGGCUGCAGGGAGCUCACUAAGCUGCCACCAGUUAUUGAAAAUCUAAUUAACUUUCUUGUCCUUGAGCUUACUGAUACUGAGAAAUUAGUGGAGAUGCCGUUGCGAAUAGGCAAUUUGAAAAAUCUUCAGGUUUUGUCCAAAUUCAAUGUUGGAAAGGACAGUCAGUUUGGCAAUAUUAAAGAAUUGAAGGACUUGUUACAUUUAAAAGGGGAGCUUUCUAUCAUUGGGUUGGAAAAUGUGGUGAAUGCACGAGAUGCUAGGGAUGCUAAUCUAAUGGACGAGCAUGGUAUUGAUGGCUUAUGUUUGAAAUGGAGUAUUGAUGGCUUAUGUUCGGAUAAACUUUUGUUGGACUACUUUUUUGUCCGCUUCUUGUUGGACCACCUUUUUAUCCGCUUGUUGUUGGACUACUUAAUCCUUGUUGUAAUGGACUCUGCAUUGCAUCGGCAGAUUAAAUUCAAAAACGACCCAGCAUUGAACUGUUGCAAGUGAGCAGUUCGUGGUAUCAAAUUGUAGGAGACUGGUGGUGGUGGAUUCAAGGAGGAGGAGGAGAACCGGUGAGCCCUUUACCUUUGCUCAGAGUUACUGUAAGAUCAAUGACUGGAUUAUGAAUGUAUCUUAACAUAAAUUGGUCACACAGUAUGUUAAUGUUAAUUGGUUACAUAGAUUUCUUAUAUUCUUGACUCAUGCAGAUUUAAACACAUUUUCUCCAUCAAACUCGAUCGGUUUUACAACACACUAAAUACAGAGGGAAUAUCGAAGGCUUUUGAGAUACAGAAGGAACGAAUUUUCUCCAUCAAACUCUGUUUUAUGCUUUUGUAUCAUUCUAACAUAUGUUUCAUUGGCCGAGCCCCUGCCUGCAUCAUUCUCAUUUGUUCUCCAUUUUCUUGUUGUCUUGUAGUUGCUUAUUUUCUCUGGCCUUUGUGCUGUUAUUAUAGCUCAUUGAAGAGUGUUUUGUAAAACUGUUUUAAUAUGGUGGACCUACUUUUUUAUGGACUAGAGGUCCUGUAGUUUUACUUUUCUAUUUGAAGAGCUUUUCUACAAAAAUUUUAUGUCAUAUGUUUGUUUGAUUGGUCUAGCUAUUGUUGUUAAUUUGUUUGCAUAUGUAGUUGCUACAUAGAACACGAACCAAAGACGAAUGAGGAAACAUCAUGCGCCAAGGACGAGAGAACAAUUUGAUCUGCUCUACCUGUAAAAGGACAUCUAAGUUGGUCAAUAAGAUGAUGAGUAAUCCCCUUUACCAGAUAAACCAUCUACCAUUUGGUUUUCUUAAUUAAUAAAUUACAAAUCAACAGUUGAAUGAGGCAGCAUUUUGUUUUUUGUUUGGUAUUAUUUGUAAUGUUACAUUUGCAUUUCGGGCAAAAUCUAUACUAUUGUAAUAACUCUGGAAUUAUAUU